This is a messenger RNA of Alternaria conjuncta, 750 nucleotides long. RefSeq lists its product as uncharacterized. Lineage: Eukaryota; Fungi; Ascomycota; Dothideomycetes; Pleosporales; Pleosporaceae. The transcript has a single exon. Bases 1 to 750 code for a protein of 249 amino acids. The record is from RefSeq and is a predicted model, not a curated record.
AUGCGAUCUCUGGUCUCAUCGGUUGCUGCUCUGCAACUCGCACUCCAGCAUGUAUCUGCAACAGUAGGCGUCCUCGAUAUCGACAACCUACUGCAACCAGAUCUGCAACAAAGCUUACACAAGCCCAGCGAAGAUCAUUCUUAUGCGCCAUGGUCUCACAAACCGUACUGCAUGACUAGCAGCUAUCUCCCCACCCUCGGCCAAAAGUACUGCGUCUACACAUCCAACACGACGGGCCCACACGGCCUCUCCCUGAUCUUUCCUCCAAAAUCCGCCCAUCUAGCGUCGGAAUAUCUCGAUGACAACCCGCUCGAUAAUUUCCUCACACAAAAGGAUGCUGAGCGCCUCUACUUCGGCGGUCAGCCAUGGAAAAUCGUCGAUAUACCCGGAAAGGCGAAAGGUGUAGUAGCUACGCGGAGGAUCAAGAUGUACGAGACGUUCAUGGUUGAUCAGGCCGCUGUAGUUGUGGAUAUGGGGGCGGAGAAAGCGUUGAGUGAGGCUGAGAAUAAGAAGCUGAUGAAGAAGGCUGUGGAUCAACUGCUCGUGCCGGCGAUGAUUAGGGAUAUGAGUUCUGCGCAUGCGGGGAAGAACCAUGAUGCUGAGAAUGAUGGAGGUGAAGAAGAGGAAGGAAGCUUAGAAGAAGCCAUCAUGAAGACGAAUGCGUAUGGUAGUACGGUUGCAGAGGUUGGCUCGAGGGCGUUGUAUCCGCUGAUCUCGGUAGGUCGCGACGCAGUCUCAACAGCAACAUGA